AUGAACAAAACUGCAUUAACCGGACCAGUAAACACUGUGGUGGAUAGCACAAAGAUGGCGGCGAAAGGGUAUGAUUUGUUUUCUAUGAUUAGCCACGUUCUCGUUGUUGCACAACGAUUAAUGUUCCAAAUAUUGAAUUUUCUAGUUAUCGAGAUCCCAGCUUUUUUUAUAAGGCUACUAGCCAUUGACUUUCAGUUUUCAUUGCAUUUAUCCUCGAUAUUGUUGAUUGUGCUUUGUUUUGGGAUUUUUGUAUUCUUUGUACUAAGAUACAAGUAUCUCAACAGUUACAGUAUCCCAGAUAAGUCUACAGGCCAAGACUUUAACCGUCCAAAUGUAUUUAUGGAGAAAUCUAAACUGGUCAAGAAUCCUACAAAUUAUCUAUCACAGUUUAUGCAGGGAAUAAAAGUGUUUGGAUAUUUAGAAAAAUCUGUGUUUCACGAAUUGACUAAAAGUAUGUACACGCAGAAGCUAACUAUGAAUGAAGUGAUGAUACUUGAUGAGUCAGUGGGAUUCCUGGUUGUGGUUGAAGGUGUAGCUCAAGUAUACACAAAAGUAUCAAAAGAAACACCGGUCAAUAGUGGCGGUAUAGAUACAGAAUAUUUUGAGGAUGCAGGAACCCAAACGGAUGAGUUUUUGACUGUGGGGAAGAAGCAGUACCAAUUGUUAAACGAGGUCAAAAGUGGUACACCAUUAAGUUCAUUAUUCUCGACCUUGGAAUUAUUCCAGCCCAAAAGAAAUGUUAUGUUUACACCUCGAGAAGAAGAUGAGAAUAGCGUUGUUGCCUUGAACUUGGACUACACGGGAAAUUCGGGUAAUGCACAACCCACACACCUCGAGGACCCGAACUAUGAAGAAUAUCCGGAAAUUAUUAUCAGACCCAAAAAGCUACAUAACUAUGACACAGUCACCAUUGCAAUCAUCCCACAGAGUGCUUUUGAAAGAGUCCAUUCAAAAUAUCCAAAGGCAACGUCUCGUAUCGUGGCAAUGGUUUUAACUAGGUUGUACAAGGUGACCUUGAACACUCUUCAUAAUUAUCUUGGGUUGACGGGUGAGGUGUUGAAACUGGAAAUCAAGUUAAAUGAAAAUAGUGGCAGCACAAACUUGCCAAAACAUUUGGUGGACGGGUUAUUACAAAGGUUAAGUAGGGCCAAUGCUGCACAAGAAGACAACUUACCGAAAAAGACAAAACACCAUCAUCGACAGGCCCUUCAAAGAACUUCGUCUAGAUACGUUUUGUUAGGCUCUAAAUUGACGAAUAAUAAUCCGGGAGAUCUUUUAUCGUCGGUACCAAUUUCUCGAGAUGGUUUCGUGAAUAAAUCGCUUUCGAAAUCCUCAACUACAACUUUGUCACUGGAUGCUGAAAGUGGGAAAACUGCUAGAAGAACAAAUUUCACUGACGAGAUAGAAGAAACUGAAGAGAAUUCGUUACGUGUUGCAAUUGUUGAGAAUAUUUUUAAAAUAAUUGGCAUCAAGGAUCAGAACGGGUAUAUGGUUGACAAUUCUGCUGAUUACCACAGUUUGAAUUCUUCUACAAAUAGCUCCAUGAUUGGAUUAAGUCAAUCUGUUUUGUCUAUGCCUUCAGUAAGACCACCCUUGUCAUUAAGACACAGUGGGAAUUUGAUGAAUACAAUUAAUUUAUCUGAACUAAAUAACAGAUCGGCAACUGCCUCACCACUGUCUCCAUCAUCUUCUCCAUCUCCAAUCCGGGAAGUUGAUACUUCUGCCACUCCAAAAAGAGAAAUUCUUACCAAGAAACGCCAUAUUUCAGAUAUGAGCAUCAAAGAUGAAUUUGCAAACCAUUUGGAGAUUAGAAACAUAGAGGCAAACACUACCAUUGUUCAGCAAGAUUCAAUCACUGCCGGGCUUUAUUAUGUUAUUGAUGGUGAGUUAGAGGUCUACCACCACUCUUCUGAAGCAAAUUCACCUAACAAGUAUGUUUAUUCCGUGAGAUCUGGUGGAAUUGCUGGAUACUUGACUUCUGUUGUGGGAUCAAGAUCGUUGGUUACAAUCAAAACACCAAAAAAAACUGGAGCUGUUGUGGCAUAUUUAUCAAAGAAUCAUUACAAUUCGUUAUUAGACAAGUACUACUUUUUGCAGUUACCUGUUGCUCUUGGAUUGAAGAAUUUAUUGUCCAAGCAGAUUAUCACCAUUGACUAUGCUUUAGAAUGGUGUCAUAUCCCCGCAGGGGAAGUGCUUUUUUCUCAAGGGGAUUCGGCGAAUGGGUUCCAUGUUGUAUUAAGUGGAAGGUUUAGAGCCAUCCGAAAAGUAGGGGCAAGUGAUAUACGAAGUCAUGAUAAAGAUUUCCAAAUAUUGGGUGAAUAUGGACAUGGUGAGUCUAUUGGGGAAGUUGAAGUUCUAACAGCCACAAAGAGAUCCCAUUCACUUGUUGCUGUUAGGGAUUCUGAAACAGCUCGUAUUCCCAGAUCAUUAUUUGAAAUGUUGGCCAAUGAAAACCCUUCCAUAAUGGUAAAAGUAUCACGACUUGUUGCAUCAAAAGUUUUAUUACAAGGUAACGAGCCUCCAACUAGAGGAUUUGUUACAUCAUCAUCGUCAAAAGCAUAUACGUGUACUGAUUACAAAACAAUCACGAUAUUGCCAACAGUGGCCGGGUUGCCAGUGAGACAAUUUGCAGAAAAGCUUGUCAAUGCAUUAAAACUAAUUGGGAGGAAUGUGAUUGCAUUAGAUCAGGCCCUGAUGUUAACGCAUUUGGGCCGACACGCGUUUGAUGAGAGCUUGUCAAGGUUGAAAAUGCUGGGUUAUUUUGCAUAUUUGGAAGAGGAAUAUGAGACUAUUGUUUACAUUUGUGAUACUGCGGUUCAAUCUAAUUGGACAUCGACUUGUAUCUCACAAGGAGAUUGUAUUUUGUUGCUAGCAGAUGCAGACGAGGAAAAUAAUGGUGUUGGUGAGUAUGAGCAAUUGUUGGUCAAAUUAAAGAACACUGCAAGAACCGAUUUGUGUUUGAUUCACCAAGAAAAAUCAGUUACUCCGGGAUCUACAAGUCCUUGGUUGAAGAAUAGAAUUUGGGUUCAAGGGCACCACCAUAUCGAGAUGAGAUUUGAGCGUGGUGGUUCACAUUUGCCAAGUAAAAAAUCGUUCAUCAGUGAUUUAGCUAAUAAAAUUUCACAAAAUAAGACCAUUAAAUCGACUUACGAAGCUACCAAACAACACAUCCGUUGGUAUUUAAGCGAUGAGAAUCGGAACAAAGCUAUGAAAAUGCACAAGGAUGAUUUUAUGCGGUUAGCCAGAAUUUUGUCCAACGAAGCUGUCGGUUUAGUAUUGGGAGGUGGUGGUUCUCGUGGGAUUUCACAUGUCGGGGUAGUUACUGCAUUGGAAAGACACGGAAUACCAGUGGAUAUUAUUGGGGGUACUUCGAUUGGAUCCUUUGUUGGUGGGUUGUAUGCGAAGGAAUACAACAUUGUUUCGAUCUAUGCAAUGGCAAAGAAGUUCUCCAAGAGAGUUUCAUCUCUUUGGAGAAUGAUAUUUGAUUUGACGUAUCCAGUCACUUCAUACAUCACAGGUUAUGAAUUCAAUCGAGGAAUUUGGAAAGUUUUUGGGUUCACGGAGAUUGAAGAUUUCUGGAUCAAGUACUACUGUAACUCCACCAACAUUACCAAUUCUACAAUGGAUAUACAUGAAACUGGUUAUGCAUGGCGAUUUAUCCGUGCUUCUAUGUCUCUUUGUGGGUUGCUUCCUCCUAUUACGUUCAAAGGAUGUAUGUUGUUGGAUGGGGGAUACUUGGAUAAUUUGCCAGUACUUGAAAUGAAGAAACGUGGUGUUAAACAUAUAAUAGCUGUUGAUGUGGGAUCAGCAGAUGAUCGUACACCGAUGAACUAUGGUGAUACGUUGCUGGGAUUUUGGGUUUUGUUCAACAGAUGGAAUCCCUUUUCUAAGCACCCAAACGUUCCAAGUAUGAUGGAAAUUCAAUUGAGAUUGACCUACGUGUCUAGUGUUAAUGCUUUGGAAGAGGCGAAGAGAACCGCUGAUGUAUACUAUUUGCGUCCGCCUAUAGAUGGAUAUGCCACAUUAGAUUUUGGUAAGUUUGAUGAGAUAUAUAAUGUUGGAUUGAAGUAUGCUGAUGAAUUGAUAACAGAGUGGAAAUGUAACAACAAAGUUCCACCAAUUGCAGGUUUAGUUGAGAAGAAUCAUACAAAACAAGAUGAAAACAAGAGGAUAUUGUAUAGGAGAAACUCUGUUUGA
Messenger RNA from Candida tropicalis MYA-3404, 4197 nucleotides. Its product is annotated as lysophospholipase. Bases 1 to 4197 code for a protein of 1398 amino acids. Gene Ontology annotation, molecular function: phosphatidylcholine lysophospholipase A1 activity. The transcript has a single exon. Lineage: Eukaryota; Fungi; Ascomycota; Pichiomycetes; Serinales; Debaryomycetaceae. Gene Ontology annotation, biological process: lipid metabolic process. The record is from RefSeq and is a predicted model, not a curated record. Gene Ontology annotation, cellular component: endoplasmic reticulum.